AUGGCAUCGAGUGAUGAUCGUCUAAUUUGGCUCGACUUAGAAAUGAAUGGAUUAGAUUUAGAAAAACAUACGAUCGUUGAAAUUGCAGUGGCAACAUCGGACUGGCAUUGUAAAAAUUAUAAAGAAGGUCCUGAUAUUGUUAUUCAUCAUUCACAAGAUGUUAUUGAUAAUAUGAAUGAAUGGUGUGUAGAACAUCAUACAAAGUCUGGUUUAAUAACUCAAAUUCUAUCUAGCCAUGUUUCAUUGUAUGAUGCUGAAUCUGCUGUUAUUGAAUUUCUAUCAUUGGAACAGAUAACACCUGGUUUGGGCAUCUUAGGUGGAAAUUCAGUUUUUGUUGAUCGAUGGUUUAUUCAAAAACACAUGCCACGAUUAGCAGAAUACUUAUCUAAAAAAAUAAUCGAUUGUAGCACGAUAAAAGAAUUAAUUCUUCGAUGGCAACCAUUACGUUUUCGAAAAGUUCCCUAUAAACAAAUGAAACAUCGUGCAUCCGACGAUAUUCGAGAGAGUAUUAAUGAAUUAAAAUAUUAUUACAAACAUAUGUUUAUAUCAUCAGCGAAACAACAAAUACUUCUUCGAUCUCCUCCGUAUGAAUGGGAAAUCAUGCAAAAUCCUAAAACUCAUAUUGUGUGGUUAAAAAUAAAUUUUUUGUAUAACAAUAAAGAUUUCAUUAAUGAUUUAACAAUUAUAAUCACCGAUGGUAAUUUAAAUUUAAUUAAUGAACUCUAUAUUGAAAAUAUUUCAAAAUCAAAUAGUCAAUUACUGAUUGAUUUUUUACAUAAAAAUAUUCUAGUAAACCGUAUAUCACCGUUAGCCGGUGAAUUUGUUGAUGUUGAUCGAGUAGUUAUGAGUCAAAUUUGUCCAGACUUUGUUAAAGUAUGUCAUUAUCGUAACAUUGACGUUGAUAUCAUUUCUACGUUAUGCUCAAAAUGGUUUCCAAACGUUUAUAAACAAAGACCAAUUGUUGAUAAUUCAGCUCAAGUAAAUUCAAGGCCAAAAUUAAAAUCAUAUAUUGAGCUUUUAAAAUAUUAUCGUGCAAAUAUAUUCAGACAAGAUAUGGAUCGUGACAAUUCGUCAAAAUAG
Messenger RNA from Didymodactylos carnosus, 1080 nucleotides. The record is from the annotation of a GenBank genome assembly. NCBI's taxonomy places the organism in Eukaryota, Metazoa, Rotifera, Eurotatoria, Philodinida, Philodinidae.